AUGUGCACCAAGCUCGGGGACCUCAAGAACUCCCUCGCAGAUGCGGAUCGACGGAACAUCACUAACAGAGUGUGCAGGAUGGGUGAGAAGGACGCCAUGUAUGAGGCCAGCGACAUCCUUGACUUAUGUCACCUCAAGUCCAUGGAGAGGCAGCCUGGUAUGGAUGCGGGGAGCUUCAACCCCUUGCUCUUUUGCAUGCGGAAUCCCCUCCAUGCCCAUGAAAUCAACAGACGGAUCAAGAAGCUUAACAAGAGGUUAGAUGGCAUCAAGAACCGUGGCACUGCCUUCGACUUCAUCAACCUUGGUUUGUAG
Molecule: messenger RNA, 312 nt
Organism: Panicum virgatum (switchgrass)
Lineage: Eukaryota; Viridiplantae; Streptophyta; Magnoliopsida; Poales; Poaceae
Exons: 1
Coding region: 1-312 (103 amino acids)
Source: RefSeq, a predicted model, not a curated record